GGCCUCCGGCCCACUCCCCUCCCGCCCCCUCCCCGCGGUGGGCGGGGCCAGGCGCACUAAGCUCUCGGAGGUCUGGCUCGGGCGGUUGGAGGCCAAGUGGUCCCAGCGCAGGCAGCACAGCAAUGGCAGCGGCGGUGCUGAGGCACGGGGGCCGGGCGCUUCAAGGCUUCUGGAGGUCCCAGCACACCAAGACUGAGCCCAAGCAGAAGGCGCCGACGGGCUUUAACUUUGAGCUCACUGAGCAGCAGAAGGAAUUCCAAGACACAGCUCGCAAGUUCGCCAGAGAAGAGAUCAUCCCUGUGGCGGCUGAGUACGACAGAACUGGCGAGUACCCUGUUCCCCUUAUAAAAAGGGCUUGGGAGCUCGGGCUGAUCAACACACACAUUCCGGAGAGUUGCGGUGGCCUUGGCCUUGGGAUUUUUGAUGGUUGCCUGAUUACUGAAGAAUUGGCGUAUGCGUGCACAGGCGUUGAGACCGCCAUCGAAGCAAAUUCUUUGGGCCAAAUGCCUGUUAUUAUUGCGGGGAAUGAACAGCAACAAAAGAAGUAUCUGGGGAGGAUGACCGAGCAGCCAAUGAUGUGUGCUUACUGUGUAACCGAACCUGGAGCAGGCUCUGAUGUGGCUGGUUUACAGACCAGAGCAGAGAAGAAAGGCAAUGAGUAUGUCAUCAAUGGUCAGAAGAUGUGGAUAACCAACGGAGGAAAAGCUAACUGGUAUUUUCUUUUGGCUCGGACUGACUCUGAUCCCAAGGCCCCUGCCAGCAAAGCCUUCACUGGAUUUAUUGUAGAGGCAGACACCCCAGGAAUCCAGAUCGGAAGAAAGGAGAUAAACAUGGGCCAACGCUGCUCGGACACCAGAGGGAUUGUCUUUGAAGAUGUGGUCGUGCCCAAAGAGAAUGUCCUCAUUGGGGAAGGCGCCGGCUUCAAAAUUGCAAUGGGUGCUUUUGACAGAACCAGACCUUCAGUCGCCGCUAGUGCAGUCGGGCUUGCGCAGAGAGCUUUGGACGAAGCUACCAAGUAUGCCUUGGAGAGGAAGACCUUCGGAAAGCCCCUUGUGGAGCACCAGGCCGUGUCCUUUUUGCUGGCUGAAAUGGCUAUGAAGGUGGAACUAGCCAGACUGGCUUACCAACGAUCAGCGUGGGAAGUUGAUUUGGGGCGCCGCAAUACCUUCUAUGCUUCCAUCGCCAAGGCAUUUGCUGGCGACAUUGCCAACCAGCUGGCUAGUGACGCUGUGCAGAUUUUUGGAGGCAAUGGAUUUAAUACUGAAUACCCAGUGGAAAAACUAAUGAGAGAUGCCAAAAUUUACCAGAUUUAUGAAGGGACCGCUCAGAUCCAGCGGCUGAUCAUAGCUCGUGAGCACGUCAGCAAGUACAAGAAUUAAUUGAGGAGCGGUCCACCGGCCUGCGGCCCUGGGCAAGCGCCUGCCCAGGAGAUGAUGGCAAAGGGAAGACACGUGAAUGGAUUUGCUGGUGAAAUGAAGAAAAUUAGAAAUGUUGUUUCUUCCACCCUGUGUAAGAGAUCACAGUGGUAGUUGUACACUCUGUUUAACAUCAUUAAAAUACUUGUGUAUUCUUUCAACAGCACUUGUACUUGAAUCGUAAAGCAUCAAGAAAUAAAGUUAAUCAUGUGGAAAUAGUCAUUUUAGAAA
This is a messenger RNA of Vombatus ursinus (common wombat), 1646 nucleotides long. It is a transcript of the gene ACADM, whose product is annotated as acyl-CoA dehydrogenase medium chain. Gene Ontology annotation, cellular component: mitochondrion. NCBI's taxonomy places the organism in Eukaryota, Metazoa, Chordata, Mammalia, Diprotodontia, Vombatidae. Bases 123 to 1379 code for a protein of 418 amino acids. Gene Ontology annotation, biological process: medium-chain fatty acid catabolic process; fatty acid beta-oxidation. The transcript has 12 exons. Gene Ontology annotation, molecular function: medium-chain fatty acyl-CoA dehydrogenase activity; flavin adenine dinucleotide binding. The record is from RefSeq and is a predicted model, not a curated record.